Molecule: messenger RNA, 1000 nt
Organism: Apodemus sylvaticus (European woodmouse)
Lineage: Eukaryota; Metazoa; Chordata; Mammalia; Rodentia; Muridae
Gene: Il18
Product: interleukin 18
Exons: 4
Coding region: 345-875 (176 amino acids)
Biological process (GO): immune response; inflammatory response
Molecular function (GO): cytokine activity
Source: RefSeq, a predicted model, not a curated record
CAAGACUUGAAGCUAUAGCUGUGGGCUGAGAGACACGCUCGACUGGAAAACCGAGCACUGCCCACCAGUGAGCCUGCAGUGGGACAGUUCUCCCAUCUGCAGAAGCAGGUUAAGGAUUCACGGUACUAACAGGACGCCAUAAUGAAGUACAAGGAGGGAAGGGCGGGAAGGAGAUGAGCUAGGGAAAAGCUCCCAGGGGCAGGAGGGCUCCGUGAGGCUUGAGAACACGGGCAGCAAGUAAGAAAGCAAAGGGGUAGGAGGCUGCUCAGACAGUAAGACAGUCAAACCCUUGGUGGGGAGCAGCUCCGAGCACAAACAGGAAACACCGCGUGUCUUAGAAGCGGAUGGAUACAGCAGUCAGCUUGCUUGUUGCGGCAUCUAGAGGGGACCUGGAAUCAGACCACUUUGUCAGGCUUCACUGUACGACUGCGGUAAUACGGAACAUAAAUGACCAAGUUCUCUUCGUUGACAAAAGAAAGCCUGUGUUCGAGGAAAUGACUGAAAUUGAUCAAAGUGUCAAUGGACCCCAGACCAGACUGAUAAUAUAUAUGUAUAAAGACAGUGCAGUGAGAGGACUGGCUGUGACCCUCUCUGUGAAGGAUGAGAGAAUGUCUACCCUCUCCUGUAAGAACAAAAUCAUUUCCUUUGAGGAAAUGAAUCCACCUGAAAAUAUUGACGAUAUAAAAAGUGAUCUCAUAUUCUUUCAGAAACGUGUUCCAGGACACAACAAAAUGGAGUUUGAAUCUUCACUGUAUGAAGGACACUUUCUAGCUUGCCAAAAGGAAGAUGAUGCUUUCAAACUCGUUUUGAAAAAAAAGGAUGAAAAUGGGGAUAACUCUGUAAUGUUCACUCUUACUAACUUACAUCAAAUUUAAGUAUUAAGGGUUUUGUGUUCCAGAAAGAGGAUUAGUACACAUGAGCCUCAUGAUAACCUAGUCUGUAUUUCCAAAACAAACUACCUGAGGCUGCAUGAUUUAUAGAGUAAACAAGUUUAUCUGUC